Zalophus californianus (California sea lion) is the source of this 3213-nucleotide messenger RNA. RefSeq names its product pyruvate dehydrogenase E1 component subunit beta, mitochondrial-like. Gene Ontology annotation, molecular function: pyruvate dehydrogenase (acetyl-transferring) activity. The transcript has a single exon. Gene Ontology annotation, biological process: pyruvate decarboxylation to acetyl-CoA. Bases 1733 to 2812 code for a protein of 359 amino acids. The record is from RefSeq and is a predicted model, not a curated record. NCBI's taxonomy places the organism in Eukaryota, Metazoa, Chordata, Mammalia, Carnivora, Otariidae.
UCAUUAUGUCAUUUAUGCCAAGAUUUCUGGGGAGAAGACUGCUAUUACAAAUCAUCACUGAAAGCUCAAAUUAAUAAAUAUCAGGGCGCCUAGUUUCCAUUGUCAGCAUCAUAUAUAUAUAGGGUAAAAAUAAAAGGUGGACAGAUGGGAAAAAUGGGUUAAGGAGGUCAGAGGUCAAUUUAAAAAUUUAGAGAAGAGAGCACACAUACCAAAAAUACAUAAUAUAUACAACAUAUAUAUUAUAUAUAUACAUACAUAUAUAUUAUAUAUAUAUUACAUAUUAUAUAUAUAUAUAUUAGAGAAUGAGAUGGACAGGAAAGAAGGAGAAACUGAAUGAACAUGUGAGGAAUUCUUCCAAGGCUGAGGCUUUAAUUGCAGAGUCAGUGGUUAAGGGAGACAACUGUUCACGGAGAAAAACAGCUAUUGUCGCCUCAACACUGUGAAGAGAAAACCGCCAACAAUUUGCAACGAGUGCUUCAGGGAGAUUUCUCUGGCGCUGAGUUUCCAGAUAAUGAUGUUCCCUGACAUGACAAAGGAGCACUAACGCCCUAGUGAAGAGCCCAGUUUCUGGAGCUGAAUGGUCUAGAUUGGAAUCCUGGUUCCAAACCACCAGUGAAUACCCGGGCAAGUUACUUAACCUCUCCGCACUCAGUGUCUUGGUCUGUAGAAUGGGAAGGUUAAUAAUAGUACCUGCCUCUUUAGAUUGUGAUGAGGACCGAAUGAGUUUUUCCCAGGUAAAAACUUACAACACUAGCACCAUGCUAGUUAGCACGGCAGCCAGUGACAAAAACGAGCCAGAAGUUAAGUCUAACUAUGUGUCUUUAGAACACAGGCUGUUGCAAAAGCAGACUUAUCUAGCACGUAGGAGACUAUGUACGGCCCACAGGACCUAUUCCUCACCUCAGUCCUGAACUUUUGGAGCUUUGCUAGUAACUCAAAGACUCUUGGCAAACAGAAUGUUAAAUAUUUUCUUGAUUUCAUAAUGUGUUCAAUGCCUUAGGCACAAGGCAAAGUCCUGAUUAGUUCAAGUCUAACUGAUGGCGAAAGAAAGAGGCAAAAAGAAGGAAAGACAUGUUCACCAAGCUCCACCCGAAGGUAAACUUUAUGAAGAUAGGGAUUUUGUUCUGUUCUGUUUGGUCACCGAUGUGUCACGAGCUCCUAGAACCGUGCCUCGUACACAGCAGAUACCCACUAAAAAUCUGCUGAAUGAAUGAAUGUUAUGAGUGGUUCCAAGUACCUUCCCAGUUUCACACCUUCAAAAAAAAAAAAAGGCAGUUAUAAAGGUGACUUAUUAUAGAGCACAUUCCAUUUAGUUCAAUGAUCAUUUCCAGCAGUGUUACAGACAGAAACUUCAAAGCUGCACUUGGGUCUUUCUAAUUUUGGAAACCCAGCAGCCAGUUCCCAGCGAGAUGUGACAGCCCAUUGCAUCUACCUGAGGUUUUGAAAGACUCCCUUGAUUUCAUAUUUCUGGUGCUGCUCCUGAGAAGCUGAAAGCUUCUGGGAGAAAGGAAGAACGUAAGCUGGUUGUAUGAGGGUUACGAGUAGUAGAUUUCUCUGCUAAGUAGGAAAGGAGAGAUUUGGUGUAGCCUGGCGAGGAUCCUUGAGUGACAUUGUGAGUGGCUGAAAAAUGAUGUUGUUUCGUAUUCUGGAUAUUAGACAUGAGUUUCAUUACUCAUGAAAAAUAAAAGGCAGAUCUCAGGUCAUUCGGCGAUGACUAGAGGACACAGUCAAGAUGGCGGCAGUGUCUGGCCUGAUGCGGAGACCCCUUGAACAGGUCUCGGGGCUGCUGAGGAGGCACUUCCACCGGACGGCGCCGGUGGCGCUGCAGGUGACAGUUCGUGAGGCUAUAAACCAAGGUAUGGAUGAGGAGCUGGAAAGAGAUGAGAAGGUAUUUCUGCUUGGGGAAGAAGUUGCCCAGUAUGAUGGGGCAUACAAGGUUAGUCGAGGCCUGUGGAAGAAAUAUGGAGAUAAGAGGAUCAUAGACACUCCCAUAUCUGAGAUGGGCUUUGCUGGAAUUGCUGUGGGUGCAGCUAUGGCUGGGUUGAGGCCCAUUUGUGAAUUUAAGACCUUCAAUUUCUCUAUGCAAGCCCUUGACCAGGUUAUAAACUCAGCUGCCAAGACCUACUACAUGUCGGGGGGCCAUCAGCCUGUGCCCAUAGUCUUCAGGGGGCCCAAUGGUGCCUCAGCAGGCAUGGCUGCCCAACACUCACAGUGCUUUGCUGCCUGGUAUGGGCACUGCCCAGGCUUAAAGGUGGUCAGCCCCUGGAAUUCAGAGGAUGCAAAAGGACUUAUUAAAUCAGCCAUUCGGGAUGAUAAUCCAGUGGGAGUGCUAGAGAAUGAACUGAUGUAUGGAGUUCCUUUUGAAUUUCCCUCAGAAGCUCAGUCAAAAGAUUUUCUGAUUCCCAUUGGAAAAGCCAAAAUAGAAAGGCAAGGGACACACAUAACCGUAGUUGCCCAUUCAAGACCUGUGGGCCACUGCUUAGAAGCUGCAACAGUGCUAUCUAAAGCGGGAAUUGAAUGUGAGGUGAUAAAUAUGCGAACCAUCAGACCAAUGGACAUUGAAACAAUAGAAGCCAGUGUCAUGAAGACCAAUCAUCUCAUAACUGUGGAAGGAGGCUGGCCACAGUUUGGAGUAGGAGCUGAAGUUUGUGCCAGGAUCAUGGAAGGCCCUGCAUUCAAUUUCCUGGAUGCUCCUGCAGUUCGUGUCACUGGUGCUGACGUCCCAAUGCCUUAUGCAAAGAUUCUGGAAGACAACUCUAUACCUCAGGUUAACGACAUCAUAUUUGCAAUAAAGAAAACAUUAAAUAUUUAGUUUGGACUUGAAUUUCAAGUCAUUAGAAUUUACUUAAAAUACUUGCUGUCACUUCACCUGGAUUGUACUGUAAGACCUUACAAUUCAUAAAGUUAUCCUUAAAGCAACAAGACAAAUGUUUUUGUACUUGGAAGAAGUUUAAAUGUGCUUGUAUGUGGAAAAUUUCUUCUCUCCUGCCCUAGACUCCAUGGGGCUUUUUUUGGUCUCUUAUGAUUACCACGUUCUUUGAAUAAGGCUAAUGUAAAAUUUUACCCUCUCACAAGGACAAGGUAUGAAUGUGGCAGAGUUCUACAGAAAGAUGUAUCCAAAAAUGACAACUUGUAUGUAAAGAUGAAACCUAUUAUCUACAUUUGCUGUUAGAUUGUUUUGAUAAGGAAUAAAGGAGUUCCUAAUUAUAAAAA